This is a messenger RNA of Physella acuta, 576 nucleotides long. RefSeq names its product splicing factor 3A subunit 2-like. NCBI's taxonomy places the organism in Eukaryota, Metazoa, Mollusca, Gastropoda, Physidae. The record is from RefSeq and is a predicted model, not a curated record.
AUGCAAUCAUCUUCAGAACUGUGGCCACCCACCGCCCCCAGUGGCCACCCACUGCCCCCUGUGGUCACCCACUGCCCCCUGUGGUCACCCACUGCCCCCUGUGGUCACCCACUGCCCCCUGUGGCCACCCACUGCCCCCUGUGGUCACCCACUGCCCCCUGUGGUCACCCACUGCCCCCUGUGGUCACCCACUGCCCCCUGUGGCCACCCACUGCCCCCUGUGGUCACCCACUGCCCCCUGUGGUCACCCACUGCCCCCUGUGGUCACCCACUGCCCCCUGUGGUCACCCACUGCCCCCUGUGGUCACCCACUGCCCCCUGUGGUCACCCACUGCCCCCUGUGGCCACCCACUGCCCCCUGUGGUCACCCACUGCCCCCUGUGGUCACCCACUGCCCCCUGUGGUCACCCACUGCCCCCUGUGGUCACCCACUGCACCCUGUGGUCACCCACUGCCCCCAGUGGUCACCCACUGCCCCCUGUGGCCACCCACUGCCCCCUGUGGUCACCCACUGCCCCCUGUGGUCACCCACUGCCCCCCUGUGGCCACCCACUGCCCCCUGUGGCCUACAUGUAA